AUGCGCAAGCCGUGCAAGCACGGUGCAGUCGAGCCCUCCCGAGAACAGCACCGCAACUCUCGCAUCAGUAUGAGAGGCCUUUGGUGGCAGCGGCACGUCCAGAACUCGAAGCUUGAGCGACUCGAGUCGGGGAUCAAGACAGUCGACGGCAAGCUCCACGAGCGCCAGGUAGACUUUGCCCUCGCCUUCAUUCUCAAAAUCCAGACUCAAGACCUGAGCUAUGUCGUCGUCAAGGACAAGGCAACAUCCGAGUUCAACGAGUGGAAAGAUGAGUUCAUGAAGGGCAUGACAUGGACCGGGGAGUGCACCAGUUGGUACAAAAAUGGGACAGUAGAUGGCCCCGUCAUCGGACCAUGGUCAGGAUCUGUGAACCACUUUCUUGAAGUGUUGAGGCACCCUCGCUUCGAAGAUUUCAAGUACACGUACGACCCAAGGAAUUGA
Molecule: messenger RNA, 441 nt
Organism: Fusarium keratoplasticum
Lineage: Eukaryota; Fungi; Ascomycota; Sordariomycetes; Hypocreales; Nectriaceae
Exons: 4
Coding region: 1-441 (146 amino acids)
Source: RefSeq, a predicted model, not a curated record